Molecule: messenger RNA, 919 nt
Organism: Saprolegnia diclina VS20
Lineage: Eukaryota; Oomycota; Saprolegniomycetes; Saprolegniales; Saprolegniaceae
Exons: 2
Coding region: 114-842 (242 amino acids)
Biological process (GO): rRNA (guanine-N7)-methylation
Cellular component (GO): nucleolus
Molecular function (GO): rRNA (guanine) methyltransferase activity
Source: RefSeq, a predicted model, not a curated record
GCCUUGCACUGUCUUUACUGCCGCGCGACGCAGCCACGGCCAGCCUCAUCGACAUUGGUUGCGGGUCCGGCCUCUCGACCGCCCACUUGCCGGCGCACGCCGUCGGCAUUGACAUGAGUCUCUCGAUGUUGCAGAUCGCGACGCGUAGCACGGCUUCGUCCUUUGUCUGCGGCGCCGCCAUGGACCUGCCGUUCCGAGACAGGAUGUUUGAUCACGCGAUUAGCAUCUCGAUGCUGCAGUGGCUCUCGGAGAAGCAACUGCAGCGCUUCUUCCAGGAGCUUUCCCGCGUCCUCCACCCGCAUGGCACGGCGGUGUUUCAAGUGUACCCGCUGGACGAGGCGCAUGCGCGUGAGAUGGUGCGAGCGGCCAGAGCAACGCAGAAGCGCGCAACAUUUGUCGCCGACUUUCCGCAUCAGAACAGCGCGCUCAAGUGGUUUCUCUGCGUCGAGCCUGGUACUACCAAUAGCACCGAAGGCAAAAGCAACGACGAAAUGUGCCCGCUCGCCCGGCGCAUGCACGGCACGUGCGCCUACCGCUUUCGCAGCGCGCGCCACCUGGACGCGGGCCGCCUCGUCCACGAGCACGUACAGUACGCGUGGCAUGCGUACCGCAAGGUGACGCGGGCUCGAGUGCUCGCUGCGUCGACGCCGUCGACCAAGCACUUGAACGAGCGCCGCAUCUUCCCCAACGAAGAGGCCCUCGUGGAUGCACUCGUGGCGGCGCACGGCCCGAGACUGUCGCUCGAUGUACUCAAAAGCGCGAGUGAUGAGGUCAUUUGCUUGAUGCACGCCACAUACACGGCCGCCGAAGCAGCGAGUCCUACCCAGGAAGCGUCCGACUAGAGUUGUAGUGGUAGAGUAGUAUAAAUGAUCUCGACGAGGUUGACGCCGACUAGACGUCAUGAGAGUGUCUUCUCAGC